Piliocolobus tephrosceles (Ugandan red Colobus) is the source of this 2263-nucleotide messenger RNA. RefSeq lists its product as uncharacterized. The record is from RefSeq and is a predicted model, not a curated record. NCBI's taxonomy places the organism in Eukaryota, Metazoa, Chordata, Mammalia, Primates, Cercopithecidae.
AUGGUUCCCACUGGGUGGGCUGGGGUGGGAGGGGCUGUUGUGCAUGGUCUGGGAAAGCUGGAGAAGGCUGUUCCUUCGCCCCGAGCCUUGGAUUUCUUAUCUGUGAAAUGAGAGGCUACAAUGAUGAAUGGCAAAGUACCUUUUUUUUUCAGCUCUGAGAGCCUAGGAUAUUUCACCAUUGGAAGACCAGCAGACAAUGUCAUGACAACUCAAGAGGAUACAACAGGGUUGCUUCAAAAGACAAGCGUUUGGACCAUGUCAAGACCUGGAGUGAAAAAGGUAAUGAACUCCUACUUCAUACAAGCAGGCCAUGGGCCAGCAGUUUGCCACUAUGCUGUCUCUUGGUUAAGGCAAGGUUUCAGUAUCACCCUGACUUCUUUUGGAAGGAUCCCUUGGCCUCAGGCUGGAGCGGGCACCUGCCCUAGCCCACAGAGCUGGGUUUCUCCCUUUCUUCAACCACACAAGGAGCACCACUAGGCAAAGACCUCAUCACGUUCACAGCCGUCUCCCCAGAGCCUCGCACUGUGCUUGGCAUACAGCAGGUGCCCAGUAAAUACCUGCCAAAUGACUGAAUGCAUCUCGCCAGCCUCAGGAUGCCACCAGGCCCUGAGGGAGCCAGGAAGAUCAGAGGAAAGCUUUUGGAUUCCUGCCACACCUCACAUUAGCAGCAUCUUCUCCGAGUCCUGACAGCCAGCCUCCUGGGACACCAUUUGAGCCAGCUGAAUUCCGGUCACCGCUUCACCUUGGAAAAGCAUCCGCAGCGCUCACCAAGCGGCCCCGUAAUUGACGUCACAGCGGGGCCAGGAGCUGCCCUGUUAAUAUUUAAUGUGGCCUUCACUGCGGCAAAAUGCAGCCUCCAAGAGCUGGAGGGGCCGUGCAGAGUCUCCGUGGGGUUGUGAGGAGGGCACAAAUGGGAAAGGGCUUCAUAAACCAUAAAGCUUCCAACAGAUGAGCAUUCUGUCGACCCAUUUCAGUCCCUGGCUUAACUCAGAAAGAGCUGGGGCUGCACAUGCCUGCAGUGGAACAAGAAGACUGCUGACCGAGCCCAAGCACUAAAUCAAUGGGGGAUUAGAGACUCCUGGGUACAUUUCAUGGAGACAGUGGGAGGGCAGAGCACUGGCGCCAGCCAGACCUGGACUCCACUCCAGGUUUGCCCCCUGCACAGCUGUGUGACUGGGUCAGCAAAUGGACCACUGAGCCUCAGUCCCACUUCUCUCUGAAAUGGGGAUGAUGGUUUCCUUGUAGCACUGCUGUGAGGAUUCAAUAAAACGAGUGAUGCCGAAGACCUAGCUUCACACAUCGCAGGCUGUCAACACAGGCUGAGACCCUUCUCCAAAACCAAGCCUGGGACCUGAGGUUGGAGAGAGAAGAUGCGGGGCCCUUUCAGGCAUUCAUCGGGCAGAGUGAUAGCGGGAGGGAAGAAGGAGCAAGGAGGCACAGGAAGGAUGAUCUGGGAGCCAAGCAUCUCAGAUGUCCUUUCAUUGGAACCCUCUUGGUAUCAUCUCCUCCCAGUGCCGCACAGUGCUUGACCUGACUCAUCCUCAGGACUCUGAAGCAUCAUCACUUCCUUUCGAGGCCUGUGUUGUAUCUCCUCUGUGUGGAGGAGUGCCUCUCUCUAUCUGUCCUGUUCACGUGGGGUACGGCAGGGGUUCCGCAAACAUCUGUUGCAGUGAAUUACUAAAUUCCACAGCCCCUUACACUUUUCCUAUCAACAGUUUCCCCUCCUUCAGCCAAAUCUUGUGUGCCCCUCCAAGUCCUAUUGGAACCCCAUCUCCUCCAGGCCUUCCCUGAGCCCCACAGACCUCCCUGUGGGGAGGACUCCCUCAGAAGCUCUUUUCUUCUGAGAUGCAUCUGGUAUGUCUCAGUCACAUCUGGGGCAGCAAACAAAUCUUUUUAUCCCAUAAGCUUGGCAAGAUCAGCAACCCUCAGACUCCCCUGCUAUGACCUGUGGUGCUGAGCACUGUGUCUUCCUGACAGACAGUGCUUCUCAACAAACGCUGGUGAGCUUGGGGGAAGCCAAGCUGAGCUCCUGUGUUGGCCUCUCCUCCCUGCCACUGGCCAAUAACCAAAAUCCUAACCCAGCCCUGAAGCAAAGCAUCUUACAUACUGUAUUCCUAUAAAGGAGGCAGGGAGACAAACUUAGUUCCCACUUUAUAGGACAGGAAACUAAGGGAGUAGAGGAACCCAUUUGUAUUAGGGUUCUCUAGAGGGACAUAAUUACUGGCAUAUAUAUGUGUGUAUAUAUGUGUAUAUGCAUAUAUAU